GGCGCCGUCGUCAGGUGCCCCGAGCCGGAUGCGCGCGUCUGUUCCGGGCGGCGGCGGCGGCGGCCAUCAUGGCUCCGGACCCCUGGCUCUCUCUGCACGGAGCUGCUUGCCAGGUCGCCCAGGAGGUCGCCGAGAAAAUCCAGGAGCGUAACCGGUACCAAAGGGCCGGGGAGAGUCCAGCCAAGCUCAAUGUGAAUAUCAGAUCAUCGUUGCAGAAUCUCAGCGAGAAGAUCGAUCAGCUGAAGGACUUACUGCUUCGGGCUGUAUCAACACACCAAAUCACACAGAUGGAGGGAGACAGGAGGCAGAAUUUGGUGGAUGACCUUCUCACACGACAGAAACAACUUCAAGCAUCUUAUAAGAAUGAAGGCACAGAACCAGAUGUAAUAAGAUCUAGCCUAAUGACGGGAGGGGUCAAACGAGGUGUAACCAACCCCUGGCUCUUGGAAGAAUCUGAGGACACCAGAGGGCUUGGCUUUGACGAUCUCAGGCAGCAGCAGCGAAGGAUCAUAGAAGAGCAAGAUGCUGGACUUGAUGCUCUUUCUUCAAUCAUAUCCCGGCAAAAGCAGAUGGGGCAGGAGAUUGGGAACGAGCUGGAUGAACAGAAUGAGAUCAUCGACGACCUCACUAACCUGGUUGAAAACACAGACGACAAGCUUCGCAACCAGACACGGCAUGUGAAGAUGGUGGAUAAGAAAUCAACAUCCUGUGGAAUGCUGGUGGUGAUUGUGUUGCUGCUGAUUGCGAUUGGUGUGGUUGCUGUCUGGCCGACACACUGACGCGGCUGCGGGGCCCGUCGGAGCUGCUGCUGGACAGCUGAGCGCGGAGGACUCCGAGAAGAGACCGACUUUGCGCAAAGACCUUCCGUGCUUUAGAUAAACCCAACAGUACCAGAAUGAAGCUGUGUCCGACAGACAUCCGUUCUUCCUUCAGAGCACCGCUGAAGAGCGCUGCGUGAUGUGAAGGGUUUGAACUUGAAAAGGACUCUCUUCCCACCUUCGUUUGGCACUCGGGAGGCUGCAGCUGGCUGUACAAUCGCGGCACUUCUCAGCAUCUGCAUCUGAGCACGCACUGGCACCGGGGUGCUGCCUGCCCGGCCCGCUGCCGCUUCGGCUGAGCAUCCCGACGGCUAAAAUAUACUAAAAUACAGGUGUGGUUUGGAUGUACGGCGGUGGCACUCCUUUGCUUUCUGACACCUUCCUUCAGAAUGAAAACGCUUACCUUUUUCAAGAAGCAAAUGUUUUGGGAAAUGACUGCUCGCAGGAUGGGAAGCGAGAGCAGGCGGAGCCCGGCGAGGCCGCGCAGGACCCCCACGAGCUGCACGGGAACGCUGGCGAGUCACUCGGCCCUGGGCCCUUGGGGGAGAGUUGCCGGUGUUGGUCUCCGUGGGUAGAGUGGUGAACAGCAGCAGGUCUCAAACCAGGUGUGUACGUCGGGAGAGCCUGGCCCCGCACGUGCUCCCCACGAGCUCGGCCGUGCUCUGCCAGGCUGACCCCAGGAGAUGGGCUGGCACUAACGCACUAAUCUCGGCAGUCGAGGUCUGCCUCUUUCUUUUAUAACUUUUCACACACUGUUAAAACUGAGAGGAAGGAUUACCUGUUUCAAAACUAACGAAAAAGAAGUACUGAAUGUUCGCUUCUGGCCAAGAAAAUCAUUAUUUUGUUAUAUGUGCCGGUUUGAUUUCAGAAUUGAUAGAGCAAGCAAUAAAUAUCGAAUAAAAGCUGAUCCAUUUA
Molecule: messenger RNA, 1733 nt
Organism: Tyto alba (common barn owl)
Lineage: Eukaryota; Metazoa; Chordata; Aves; Strigiformes; Tytonidae
Gene: STX8
Product: syntaxin 8
Exons: 8
Coding region: 69-779 (236 amino acids)
Biological process (GO): vesicle fusion; intracellular protein transport
Cellular component (GO): SNARE complex; endomembrane system
Molecular function (GO): SNAP receptor activity; SNARE binding
Source: RefSeq, a predicted model, not a curated record